Messenger RNA from Argiope bruennichi, 2556 nucleotides. Its product is annotated as WSCD family member GA21586-like. Gene Ontology annotation, molecular function: sulfotransferase activity. The coding region runs from base 1222 to 2361 and encodes 379 amino acids. The record is from RefSeq and is a predicted model, not a curated record. NCBI's taxonomy places the organism in Eukaryota, Metazoa, Arthropoda, Arachnida, Araneae, Araneidae. The transcript is spliced from 3 exons.
AGGUCCGAUGUCGGUCCUCUCCUUUGCUGGCAUGGUAUCAAGGAAGCAAUGGCGCUUGCCGGGUUGUUUCGCCACCGUCAACUGUGAAGCAUUGUUGAGGAAGCUGUUCGCAGAAUGGGAUCUUAAUGAGCGGGACUCUUUCCUCUGCUUCAAGAUCACAAAAGACACUGUAUAGGCGCGAGUAAGGUGGAAGACUUGACUUUCCAUUGUGUACAGUAGCUUGUUUGUCAGCUGAAGAUUACAGCUGCAGCUGUCAAAAUCCUCAGGUAUCAUUAAUUAUAGCGGUGCUGUUUGUAAAAAAAUUGUGGACGGUUAUGCUCAGUGAGAAAUCUAUGCGCAAAGUUUUUUCUUGUACAAAUAUAGUUCUAAGUAGUUUAUUUAUUUAUUUAUUUUAUUGAAUGUGAUAUUUUGUAAAAGGAAUAAGUUAUAUACAAUUUUAUUUAAAUACUAUUUAUUUAAAAGCAUUUUAUUUAUAUAUUUUAAAAUAUUUAUAAGUCGUUAUGUCAGAGAACAGGUUAGAAUCUCUUUUUUUAAAAGGAUUUUAUCGGUAAGAAAUCAAAAUUCUUUAAACUGAAGGUGCGGUAAUUUUUAUCGCUGAAUCCAAUUAAGCACGAAAUACUAAUUUUAGUAAAUUUAUUGUUGAUCUUGCAGUAUAUUUAGUUAAAAACGAAAGACAUUUUUUUCCUAAUGGAGAAAUUCUAUUAUAGUUAUACAAACUUAUACAUUUUUAUGGAUUUCUUUUAAGAUAUUCAGUAUUUACUUGUCUCUUUAGGAGUUGUUUUGUAGUUUAAAUAAGAAAAGUAAUUGAAUGAAAAGCCACAUAAAUAAUAUUAUAAAGAUAGCCUUCUUAAAUAGCCAUAUAAAUAAUAUUAUAAAUAAUUUCAAUAAAAUAUAUUAUUUACACAUUAAUAAAAUUCAGCUAUAUUAUUAAAUAUUCAUAAGUCAUAUGCAUUGCAAAAAAGAAUGUGCAUUAUAAUUCUUUGUAUAAAAAUAAAUGCAUAGAAAAACUGUAAUUCAGCUGACAAACAAAUAGCCGAGCCUUUAGGCUGAAUAUAAUGAGUCACUAAAAAGUUCAAAUAAUACCGCCCAAUGAUGAGAAAGAAGAAAUCUUCUUUUGGACUUUCAAAAGUUUUGAAACGCUUUGCUGUCCAUUACUUUAUCAAUAACUUUGAACGAUAACUUGUAAAUUAAAUACAUAAUUGAAAAAUCCUAAAUGACAUUAUGGAAAUAAAGAGAAGAGUUACAGAUAAACGCCAUCCACUGAGUUCAACUUCCAAACAUUUCAGGCGAGUUUUAUACGGUCUGAUAGGUGUAGUCUUGUCUUCUUAUGUUGUCUUGUUUAUACUUGUUGUGUCCCGCCACAUUGACCAAAGUGCUCAAAAUGAAGUACGGCGAGCUCUGACCGAAGAAGCCAAACAGAAGCCAAAGAAUUUGAAGCCAGUCAGCCUCGUUGGAGGCAUAGGCCAUAGCUUAUUGCGUAUGGAAAGGUAUCAAGAAAGAUGGGCUGCCAUGGCAAAGGCUUUGAAUACCAACGAAGGUCGCUUACCUCAUAUCCGAAGAAGGAUCAAUGUCUGUGCUCAACCAAAAUUCAGAAAUCCACCUGGUCCUAUGAUAGCUCUAGCUUCUUUCCCUGGUUCUGGGAACACAUGGAUCCGGUUUUUGGUUCAGCAAGCCACUGGAAUCCUGACAGGCAGUGUGUACAGAGACUAUUCCUUGAAGCGAAAUGGCUUUCCUGCCGAAAGUGUUGCCAACGGAUCUGUGCUUCUUAUCAAAACGCACGAAUGGGGUGAAACGACGAGGCAGAAAUUCCAGAAAGCUGUGCUUCUCAUUAGAGACCCCUUCGGUUGUCUUGUAGCCGAAUUUAACAGAAGAGCUGGAGGACAUGUUGGUCAUGCCUCGCCUGAGAAAUUCCACAGAGGCAAUGCAUGGCCAAAUUUUGUGGCAACUCAUUCCAAACUGUGGAUGGAGAGCAUUUUAGACUGGCUCCAGUUUGAAGGUCCACUGCUUGUCAUAAGGUACGAAACGAUUACCCAAGAAUUACCAGGGCAACUCAUCCGUCUGCUCAAGUUCUUGGACGCCAACGUAACCUGGAAUGCAUUUCAAUGCAUACUUCGAAACAGAGAUGGAAUCUUUAGACGCGCAAAGAAACAAUUAAAUUUCGAGUUGUUCGACGAAUCCAUGAAACGUACUAUUGAAGGUUACAAGGCCAUUAUCGAAACAGCUCUGCGAUAUCAUGAGCAGGGAGUGAAAUUCGACAUACACAAUACAACUUUACUACAGUCAAGUGCCAAUAAUGGAAGCAAUUUUGAAGUGAUGCCAAUGACUUAUAUAGAAAAAGCACAAAUCGAAAAUGGAUCUUGAUACAGCUUUAUGCACUUUUAAUUUGUGAUUUUUGAAUAGAAAAUGAUGUGUUCUUGUUAUGUUACUACAAAGAGGUUGAGUACAAAUCUUAGUCAGGUGAACAGUAGUAAAAAUGGUUAGCUUCUGAGUCAUUUCAUCUUAUAUGUACAAUCAUAAUAUACGUUCCACAUCUGCCAUAUAAUACCAAAGUGAUAA